CCCACUUCACUCACAUCAUCAGUGAAGCUCCUCCCACAGUAAUUCCCUAAUAAAAGCUGGAAUAUUCCCAUCAGAUGAGCAUCAGAGCAUCAGGAAGAGCUGAAAUCUGCAAAGACUGAGUUUAUUAAAGAGGACAGUGAGAACAUGAGUGAUCCAGAACCCUGCAGAAUGAAACACACUGAAGAUACUGAAGAACAAAGAGACCUGAUGGAAGUGAAGGAGGAGAGUGAAGUGGAGGAGAAACGUCAUGACAAAUCUGUAGAAAAACCUUUGAGUCGCUCGAAGACUAAAAAGGCAUUUUUAAAGAAAACAAGAGCCAAGAAAUCUACAACCUGUACUCAGUGUGGAAAGAGUUUCACAACAAAGCAAAGUCUUGAGAUUCACAUGAGGAUCCACACCGGAGAGAAGCCAUUCACAUGUGAUCAGUGUGGGAAGAGUUUCACACAAUCAUCACACCUUAAAGAACACGUGAGAGUUCACACUGGAGAGAAGCCGUUCACAUGUGAUCAAUGUGGAAAAACAUUUGUUAAGACGUCAAAUCUGAAGACACACCAGGUAGUUCAUACGAAGGAGAAGCCACAUUCAUGUUCUGUGUGUGGAAAGAGUUUUUCACUGCUGCAGAGUUUACAAGAACAUCAGAAAAUACAUACUGGUGUGAGAGAGUACAUGUGCUUUGAGUGUGAGAAGACUUUUACUACAGCAAAAUGUUUAAAACAGCACCAGAGAAUUCACACUGGAGAAAAACCUUACAAGUGUUCAUACUGUUACAUGAGAUUCAUUCAGUCAUCAUCUCUGAAAACACACGAGAGGAUCCACACUGGAGAAAAACCUUACAAGUGUUCACACUGUGACAAGAGAUUCAGUCAGUCAUCAUAUCUGAAAACACACGAGAGGAUCCACAGCAGAGAGAAGCUGCACACGUGUGAUCAGUGUGGAAAGAGUUUCACUAUUAAACGCUACCUGAAGAUGCACACGAAGAUCCAUGCAGUGGAGAAACCACAUCACCACAUUCUGAAAUAAGUAGUUAAUUUGUAUUUUUAAUAUGUAUCUAUAAUUCUCUGUUAUGCCAGACAAGGAAUGUGGCAAUGUCACUUUGUAAAAAAAGACUAAGCGUCUGCACACAAACGCCCAUACCUAAACACGCAAAUGAAUGGCAAGAACGCAUUAAAAGUCUUCUGUUUUCAGUUAAAAGGUGUCAUUUAAGUUGCCUCUAAGUUAAUAAUUAACGAUGUUUACAAUGGAAGUGAUUCAGUCAAAAACUUAAUUUAGCUCAAUUUUUUUUUUUUUUUUUUCCUGGAGCUGCUUUAAAGCCAAAAUAAUCUCUGUCCAUUAAUUGUCCUAUUAUCACUGUGAAGCUGCUUUAAAACAAUCUGUAUUGUAAAAAGCGCUAUAUAAAUGAAGAUGACUUGACUUGUAUUAUUACGUCCCGAGGCUGUGAUGUAUUAAUAUUUAUGAUUGAGGUGUGUUUAUGUUGCCAUCUGUUGUUUUCUUUCUCUGUGUCUCUCUCUCACUCUGCUUGUUCAACAGUCACUAACUGUCCAGAGCUGAAGCUCAUCAUUGAGAGUGUGCUGCAGAGACUGAUCCGUAUAAGAGAGCAGAAGAAACAGUGUUGGAGAGAGGUUCACUUCUCCCCUGCUCCAGACUUAGUUAAGUGUUACCCAGUAUUCAUGUUGAUUACCAGUCUUGAGAGAUCAUUAAUCCUGUUGAAUCUGAAAACUUGUGUGUUUUCCUGUUAAAAGUAAACUCUGAAUUCCCUGUUGUCUGCUGUGAUACAGCUAGUGAGUUUCUACCCAAGUCUAUUUCUUUAUUACAAUAUAUUAAGCCAUUGUAUCUUUGUUUAAUGGUUGGAAGCAGUAGGAAGAGGGUACUA
Molecule: messenger RNA, 1870 nt
Organism: Ctenopharyngodon idella (grass carp)
Lineage: Eukaryota; Metazoa; Chordata; Actinopteri; Cypriniformes; Xenocyprididae
Product: zinc finger protein 239-like
Exons: 2
Coding region: 145-1020 (291 amino acids)
Biological process (GO): regulation of transcription by RNA polymerase II
Molecular function (GO): DNA-binding transcription factor activity; RNA polymerase II cis-regulatory region sequence-specific DNA binding
Source: RefSeq, a predicted model, not a curated record